AUUCGUAAUCUUCACCUCCUCACCGUGCCGUUUUCCUCCUCAUAUUCUCACAGAACAAACGAGUUGAUGAGUCGAUGAGAUGAUAAGACGCAGAGAUGAAAAGAUUGAGGGAAGAUGUAGAAGAGGUGACUAUUGGAAUCAUCGGCUUCUCCUGUUAGUUUGACCCAAUUCACUUCGGUUUCUCAAGUAUAAUGCAACUUUUUUCUUAUUUAAUUGUCUGGUUCUCAAUUAUACAUUGUGUAGUCUCAAUAAGACAGUUAAAUGUGCAAAAGGAGUGGUAUAGGUAUCCAGGUAAUCCUGGAGUUCGGAUACGUUUGACGAAAAAAGGAGCGAAUCAUAUAAAAACGGUCGGAAUUCAAAUAUUCAACGAUUAUAUUUCCCAACUGAAGGACUACUCAACAUCAAUGCCAUUCUCUCAGAUCGGGAUCAAUGGAAUCGUGAAUCUGAAGAAAAUGCACGUCAAAAACUACCGCGCUCCUCAGGUGUCGGUUCUCAACUUUUUGCCACCGCGGCAUAUAGUCUUGGGAUUGGAAAAUCUGGAUAUUGGAUUGGGUUCCGAAUUUACUGCAAAUGCAGUUCCAAUUGUAGUUGAAGGAAGUUUAGUUGGACAAAUAACCGGAAUGACGGUAGCUCUUACAACUGAACUUUUAACAGAUGUUACUGGGAAAAUGAAUGCAGUAGUAAGAAACUGCUCAGCUUUAAUUGGAAACAGCCACAUAGUUUUGAACCCGACAGGUCCAAUGAGUAUAUUUGUGAAAACUUUUGAGCCAAUGAUUAAUGAUUCUGUUCGUCAACGUAUUCCUGAAAUGUUUUGUAGUCGUCUUCAGAAUUUAAUUGAGAAAAAUAUUUCAAAACUAUUUGAAUUUAUCACGAAGAUUGAUCUGGAGGACUACUUCCCAAAAGCUAGUAAUGUUGAGAAGGAUGUAAUGAAUAUGUUCAUCUCUCAUUUGGCAAAAGGAAUGUAUGUAGACAAUCGAAUGAUUACUCAGCCACUGAUAACAAUGGAUUAUAUUGAAACUAAUCAUCAAGGAGAAAUCCAUUUUGAAUCUCUCUCCGAGACAACUCCAUUCUUUCCAAGACUAAUGGAACAAAUGUACAGAGAGCCUUUAUCUGAUCAUAUGGCUCACUUUUACGUCUCGGAUCAUCUUUUAAACAGUAUGCUCUAUCAAGCAUAUCAGGAUAAUCGGCUAGCACUGAAGAUUGAUGAGAGCAACUUGCCGAACGAAAUGAAAAGUUUUGUGUCCACGCAGUGCCCAACGAAAAAGCAUCAAACAUAUGUCUGUGUUGGAUACUUGAUUCCAGAAAUUAGACAUCUCUAUCCUGAUUCAACUGUUUCAUUUGCUAUUUUGCCACAUGGACUUCCUUAUGUUAUGUUCAAUAGAGACGGAAUGACUGUUGAUAUUAAGAAUCGGAUUCUCACAUAUGCCAUUCCAGAUGAUCCAGCUCAUUUGAACAAUCGUUCACAAAUUUUAGUAUUUUCAAUUAAUGGGCAGGCAGAUAUCACAUUUGCUCCAACCACCGAGAGUCUUAAUGCUCAUAUGAACUUGAACAGAUUUAAUGUCCGACUUCAUCGUUCUGCUGUACGUGGAAUUGAUGAAUCAUCAAUUGCCAGACUCUCUCCCCUCUCGAAAACUUUCAUUGCUCCAAGACUUAGCAGUGCUGUGGAGAAAGCUGUACGCUUUCCAAUGCAGGAUACUAUAAAAUUCAUCAAUCCGGUUAUCAAGAACUACGAUGGAUUUAUUUGUUUAUCUACUGAUUUUCAAUUGGAGAAGCAAAAAAUUGAGGCAAUAGUUAGGAAGUCCAUAGAGCUAUAAUUUAAAGAAAUAGGAUAUUAAUUAAUCAUAGAUAUUAAUUAAUCAUAAAUCUUAUAAUUAUUAGUCAGGAAUUGACUAUUCAAUACCUGGAUAAUAAGACAAAAAUAUACCUGAAA
This is a messenger RNA of Caenorhabditis elegans, 1930 nucleotides long. It is a transcript of the gene ZC513.2, whose product is annotated as Lipid-binding serum glycoprotein C-terminal domain-containing protein. Bases 192 to 1814 code for a protein of 540 amino acids. Lineage: Eukaryota; Metazoa; Nematoda; Chromadorea; Rhabditida; Rhabditidae. Gene Ontology annotation, molecular function: lipid binding. The record is from RefSeq and is marked reviewed. The transcript is spliced from 13 exons.